This is a messenger RNA of Tarenaya hassleriana, 3612 nucleotides long. Its product is annotated as probable leucine-rich repeat receptor-like protein kinase At1g35710. The coding region runs from base 41 to 3334 and encodes 1097 amino acids. NCBI's taxonomy places the organism in Eukaryota, Viridiplantae, Streptophyta, Magnoliopsida, Brassicales, Cleomaceae. The transcript has 3 exons. Gene Ontology annotation, biological process: protein phosphorylation. The record is from RefSeq and is a predicted model, not a curated record. Gene Ontology annotation, molecular function: protein kinase activity; ATP binding; protein binding.
GCAAACAAAGACAACCAAGAGAGAGAGAGAGAGAGAGAGGAUGGGUUCAUCAUCAACUAAUAAAAAACCAUACGGUGUUCUUUAUGUUCCGCUCAUCUUCUUCGUGGUCGGGAUGAGUUCCUCUUCUUCUUCUGUUGCAUCCUCAGAAGCAGAGGGUCUUCUGAAAUGGAAGUCCACUUUCUCCGGGCACGCUCCUAUGCUGUCUUCGUGGAACAACAAGAGCAGCCACAGUCUGUGCGCCAAUUGGUUUGGUGUUUCCUGCAACUCUCUGGGCAGUGUCGUAAGGUUGAACCUCUCACGGACCGGUAUCGAAGGUACUCUCCAUCAUUUCCCCUUCUCUUCUCUUCCCAACCUUGCCCAUCUCGACCUCCAAACGAACCUUCUCGCUGGAACCAUACCUCCCGAAUUUCGACAGCUCUCUAAGCUCAUCCACCUUGACCUGUCCACGAACCAGUUGUCUGGACAAAUCCCCACCGCAAUUGGUCUCCUAACUUCGCUUCGAGAAUUCAGCCUAUCUAUGAACUCACUCACAGGGUCUAUACCCUAUUCGAUUGGAAAUCUGACCAAUUUGGUCGACCUGAACCUCUUUAAUAAUUCUCUCACCGGUCCAAUCCCCGCCCAACUUUGUUUCUUGACUUCGCUUCAAAGACUUGGCUUACACAAUAACUCACUCACAGGAACCAUACCAUCUUCCAUAGGAAAUCUGACCAAUUUGGUCGAGCUCCACCUCUACACCAAUAUUCUCAGUGGUCCAAUUCCUUCUAACAUUGGUUCACUAACUUCACUUCAACAACUAUACUUGUCGUACAACUCGCUAACCGGUGCCAUACCGUCGUCAAUAGGAAAUCUAACAAAGUUGGUUAAGUUGGGACUUAAUUCAAACACCCUCACCGGUCCUAUCCCCAUCGAAAUUGGUUUUCUGACUUCGGUUCAAUCCCUAGACUUGUCCUUCAACUCCCUUACCGGGACCAUACCAUCGUCAAUUGGAAAUCUCACAAAGUUGGAUAAGUUGGGAUUUCAUUCAAACUCUCUCACUGGUAGUAUCCCUUCCGAGAUUGGUUUGCUAUCCUCGGUUCAAAUAAUAGAACUGUCCAACAACUUUCUAACCGGAACCAUACCAUCUUCGAUCGGAAGCCUAACCAACUUGUUUUGGUUGCAACUUUCUGUGAACAAUCUCACCGGUUCUAUCCCCGCCGAAAUGGGUUUGCUAACUUCGCUUCAAACACUAGAAUUGGCAAACAACUUGUUAAGUGGGGUCAUACCGUCUUCUUUUCGAAACUUUUCCAAGUUGGAGUGGUUGAACCUUAGAAAUAAUCAUUUUUCGGGUUCAAUCCCUUCGGGGAUCACAAGGUCUUUAGAGCUAAUUAUAUUGGACCUCAGCUACAACAACUUCACCGGUUUCUUACCAAAAAACAUCUGCAAAGGCGUCAAGCUUACGUAUCUCUUACUGCUCUAUACCCGCCUCAGGGGUGUCAUCCCAAAAAGCUUGAGAGACUGCACAAGUUUAGUCAGGGUAAGACUUGAUGGAAACGACUUCGAUGGAGAUUUAUCAGACAGCUUCGGGGUUUAUCCUGAUCUUGUUUAUAUUGAUCUCAGCCACAACAAGCUUCAUGGUAAUAUUUCAACCAAAUGGAAAGAGUUCCGACAACUCAGUGCAUUAAUCAUCUCUGAUAACAAGAUCACGGGUGUAAUACCCUCGGAGAUUUGGAACAUGACGAAUCUACAAGAACUUGAUCUAUCUUCAAACUACAUCUCUGGUGAACUAUCAGAAACCAUUGGAAGUCUUAGCCAUCUGUCGAAGAUGAACCUUAGUGGGAACCGAUUAUCCGGAAGAAUCCCUCUAGGAAUCGGUUCUCUAACCGACUUUGAGUCGCUCGACUUAUCCUCAAACAGAUUCGAAUUCCAAAUCCCCAAGACAAUUGGGAACCUAUCUAAGGUUCACUACAUCAACUUGAGUCGAAACAACUUAGAUGGAGGUAUACCCAUCGAGAUAUCGAUGUCUGUUCAGUUAUCAACGCUUGAUCUUAGCAACAAUCAAUUGGACGGCGAAAUCCCACAACAAAUAAGCUUGCUAUCGACCCUCGACACACUGGAUCUCUCAUAUAACAAUCUCUCGGGUAUCAUCCCAACAAGUUUCAAGGAUAUGCAUGCUUUGAGAAUCAUCAAAGUGUCACAUAAUAACCUCGAAGGUCCAAUUCCAGAUAACUUUGCAUUUCGAAAUGCUAAUGCUGAGGCAUUAGAGGGCAACAAAGGGUUGUGUAGUGAUUUCAAACAAGGAUUCAAGCCAUGCCCUAUUGCUUACUUGGGAAGGAAGAAAUCUUCGGGAAAGGAGAAAUCUUUGGUGUUAUUCUCGACCUUUGGAGUAAUUGUAUUUCUCUUAAUUUGUGUUGGAGCUGGCAUCUUCAUCAUAAGAAGAAGACAACGACAACCUAAUGGAAACGCAGAUUCGGAGCCAGUGUUACAAUUCUUGGUGACAAAUUUUGAUGGAAAACUCGCAUACCGAGAGAUCACCAACUCCACAGAGGAUUUUGAUCAAAAGUAUCUCAUUGGAACAGGAAGAUGCGGAAGCGUUUACAUAGCAAAACUGCCAGGUAUGACGUUAGCUGUCAAAAAGUUCAAUGAGAUGGCGAACGACGAGAUAUCAACGCCGGAAAUGCAACGCGAGUUCUUGAUCGAGAUACGAACAUUGACGGAAAUUCGCCACCGUAACAUUGUGAAGCUCUACGGCUUUUGUUCCCAUCGCCGCCACUCGUUCCUAGUGUGCGAGUACUUGGAAAAAGGCAGUCUAGCAAAAGCUUUGGCAGACGAAGAAGAAGCCAAGAGGCUUGAUUGGAGGAAAAGGAUUAAUAUCGUGAAGGGUGUUGCUCACGCUCUCUCAUACAUGCAUCAUGACAGGUCACCGACGAUUGUACAUCGUGACAUCACUAGUGGGAAUGUUCUGUUGGAUGAAGAAUAUGAGGCUAAGGUAUCAGAUUUUGGUACGGCAAAAUUCCUGAAGAUUGACUCUUCAAAUUGGUCUGCCGUCGUGGGCACGUAUGGCUACAUGGCACCAGAACUGGCUUAUACGAUGAGGGUGACGGAGAAAUGCGACGUAUACAGUUUCGGAGUCCUAACGCUUGAAGUGUUGAGAGGCUGUCAUCCGGGAGACUCGAUUUCUUUGUAUUCGUUGUCCGAAGAGAGCAUCGGAUUGAGUGAUAUAUUGGACCAACGCUUGCCAUUUCCAUGGCGGAUCGAGGAGAAGCUCCAAGAGAUUGUGAGAAUUGCAUUUCAGUGUGUUCGAUCUGAUCCACUGUCUCGACCGACAAUGCUUUCGAUCUCCAACGCUCUGUCGUAGAGACAUUGAUCGAAUAAGGGUUGGAUCUUAUUAGCCGUAACAUCAACUGAGCAUGCAUUCUGUUGGUGUUUUCGGCUCCAGGCUAUGACUAUCCAUCCGUCAAAGGAGCAUUAUUGUUGCAGAAGUUUCCAUCAUAUGUUAUGUCUGAUCUAAAUGUGUAAUUAAACAAUUUUAUGUUGCAGUUUUUAAAUGAUAGUUAAUGUAAUAAUGUUUGUGGUUACUUGGUUUGAAAUCUUGUUUUUUAUAUGCCCUGAAUGUAUGUUGACGUUCUUUGGACA